Messenger RNA from Protopterus annectens (West African lungfish), 1197 nucleotides. RefSeq names its product GS homeobox 2 (gene GSX2). Gene Ontology annotation, molecular function: sequence-specific double-stranded DNA binding; DNA-binding transcription factor activity, RNA polymerase II-specific. Gene Ontology annotation, biological process: regulation of DNA-templated transcription. Bases 80 to 820 code for a protein of 246 amino acids. The record is from RefSeq and is a predicted model, not a curated record. Lineage: Eukaryota; Metazoa; Chordata; Ceratodontiformes; Protopteridae. Gene Ontology annotation, cellular component: nucleus. The transcript is spliced from 2 exons.
UCCAGACGGCUGCAGUGCAUAACCUAAGAGCAGCGGUAACAAGCAAAGUUAACCAAAACUGAUCUGACAAGAAACCACAAUGUCCAGGUCAUUUUAUGUGGACUCUUUGAUCAUCAAAGACUCCUCCAGGCCGGUUCCGCCACCAUUACCGGACCAUCAUGCGCAAGACUUUCUCCUUCCCAUCAGCAUGCCGUCGCCAAUGAUGACUGUGGCCGCUCCAGUGUGUCCCUCACGCAAGACGGGCACUUUUUGCAUCUGUACCCUGUGUGUUGCAUCUCACCUGCAUUCGUCUAGAUCCGCUUUGCCCUUGAUCAAGAGUCAGUUUCCGAACAGUGACACACAGUACUGUCAAAGGGUACCUCAGCAUCCAAGUCACCCUCUGCAGAGUCAUCCCGGACACCCACCUGUCUGCGGUACCCCCGCCUACAGCGCAACAGAUCCAAGGCGCUACCACUGCCUACCAAUUCAGGGAUCACCGGACAGCAGCCAGCUUCACAAUGGCAAACGGAUGAGGACAGCCUUCACCAGCACGCAAUUACUGGAGCUGGAGAGGGAAUUCUCCUCCAACAUGUACCUGUCUCGUCUCCGGAGGAUUGAGAUAGCCACCUACCUCAGCCUGUCGGAAAAACAGGUGAAGAUUUGGUUUCAAAACCGCCGGGUGAAGCACAAGAAGGAAGGGAAGGGAACAUCCCGGCACAGCCAUGUGGGAGGCUGUAACUGUGCCAGCAGUCUGCAGCAAGGACACUAUCCCCCUCGCUCUGAAGACGAGGAGUCCCUGUCCCCAGCCAGUGAGGGCGACAAAGAAAUGUCACCUUUAUGAACUCAGGGGGAAAUGGACACGUUUUUAAAUAGCGAUGUAUCUACAAAAAGACUUUGUACAGAACUGACUGUUGGCACUUACACCAGUCAUAUUCUCAUCUAUAGGUGAAAAACUUCAGAUGCAGUUGGUAAAUUGCUGUGCCAGAAUACUUUUAAAGCAAGAUACCAUAGCAAUAUACUAUUUUCAGCAUAUGGUAGCACACAUUAAUAAUAUGAGUUUGAUUACUAGUUUUACUACCAGCCAUUCAUAAAUAAUAUAAGUUUAUUUUCUGCUUUAAGUUAUUAAAGGACAAGCAGUUUUAAAAUGUCCACAGCUAGAUGAUGAUGACACGCGUAGUAUUUUAUGACAAAAAUGUGUACAUAGGUUUCCGGUUAUAC